Messenger RNA from Schistosoma spindalis, 1968 nucleotides. NCBI's taxonomy places the organism in Eukaryota, Metazoa, Platyhelminthes, Trematoda, Strigeidida, Schistosomatidae. The record is from the annotation of a GenBank genome assembly.
AGUUUCCAAGGCAUCGACCUUCUAAAACUCGCUCAACUUCAAAAAGAAGUCAGUGAUCUUCAGCACGAGUUGGCCUCAACAACACUUAAACUGCGCAUUAAACAGAUUGGAACAGGUAGGGAUCGCCCAAUCGUGCCGAAACAAUAUCGACGCAACGUCUUUGAUACGUUGCACAGACUUUAAAGUCUCAUCCAGGUGUUCGUGCAACCAUCAAGCUUAUAGCAGAACGGUUUUGCUGGCCUGGUAUGAAUAAAGACGUGAGAGAGUGGGCACGCUCCUGUGUAGGCUGCCAGAAAUCUAAGGUUAUUAGGCAUAACAAAUGUCCCUUAGGCUCGUUUAAAACUCCCGAUGCUCGCUUCGACCAUGUUCAUUUGGAUUUGGUAGGUCCUUUACCAGAUUCAAAUGAUUAUUCUUAUCUUUUAACAUGCGUAAACCGUUUUACUCGAUGGUCAGAAGCAGUACCCAUCAAGAACAUUACUGCUGAAACAGUGGCCCGCGCCUUCGUCGAGAAGAGGGUAGCAAACUUCGGCUGCCCAACAACCAUUACUACAGAUCGUGGACGUCAGUUUGAAUCUGAACUGCUCCGUUGUCUGACCAUGAAACUAGGAAUCACUCGCUUCCGAACGACGGCCUACCACCCACAAGCAAACGGGUUAGUAGGUCGUUUUCACCGACAACUAAAAGCUGACAUUAGAUACACUGCGUCUCAACUUGUUUAUGGUACGACCCUUCGACUUCCAAGAGAAUUCAUGGAUCAUUCAUCCUCUUCGAUGUACAUGGAUCUAACCUCCUACGCGAACAGGCUUACAAACGCAAUGCGUUCAGUUAAACCUGUUUCCACUCUGCCACAAUCAACUGAUGUUUUCGUUCAACCUGACUUACGACAUAGAACACUCGUCUUCGUGCGUCAAGACUCGCAUCGACGACCUCUCGAAUCAACAUAUGAAGGACCUUUCAAAGUUCUUCAACGCGAAUCUAAGUACUAUAUAAUCGACAAGAACGGAACCAACGAAAGCAUCAGUAUCGAUCGCCUCAAAGCAGCGUAUUUAGAAGGAAAUCCUAUUCACGUCGAUUUUCCUUCAGUACAAUCGCACAACACAACUCCUGCCCUUAUAAUACCUCAAUCGACAGCAGACACACACGUUGAUACUUCGACAGUAUCCGAAAAUAAACUCAAAACAACGCGUUCUGGAAUAAGAGUAAGAUUUCCAGAACAUUUGAACGAUUACUGCACGUAAGACACAAGUUAACAUUUUAUAUCCUCUCGAUUUUCCCUUGUAGUAUAUGUAACUUUUUUUUAAAAACCCGAAUUUAAUAUGCUUAUAUAUUUUUAUUAUCUUUUUAUUUCAAAAAAGAAAAAGACAAAAAAUAACGAUAUUAUAAAAAUCCUUUUUUACGCUAUUACGUGAGCAUGAGUUUGUUUCCCUUUUUCUUCGCCCGUUUUGUGUUUUUACGCGCGUACGAGUGUAUUCCGACAUGCACUUAUAUAUUUUUCUUUUCUUUUCCAGGACGACUGAAAAAGACGAUGAAAAGAACGAUGAAGUUGGGAGAAACGAAAAUCUGCAUUGUACCUUUUUUAACUAUAAUGUACAUCAUGGUCUAUUAUAGUAAGGAAAGACGACCAGACGCUGCUUAACCUAGCAAGCUAUCAGAAGAGUGUUUACCAACGAAAAAUUCGUUGGGUUUAAACUUCUGGCUGGCCACGUCUUAGGGUCAUCACUACCCCACUAGGGGGGAGUGAUCUGUAGCGGUAAAUAAUUCCCCAAAAUCAAAUAGCUCUGUAAGUUUUCGACAUUGGAUGCUGACCACAGUUUUAGUGGACUCAUCUAGCUGAAGGCACUCGGUCAGCAUCCGCACCAGAUCACGUGUGAGAACGCCAUGCUCAACAUCUGCCGCAAUCGCUAGCCAGAUUUGUGCAAACGAUCCUCGAUAUAUUGAUAGCUUAUCAAAUAUAUCUUCGAUCUCCUC